Triplophysa dalaica is the source of this 3353-nucleotide messenger RNA. RefSeq names its product ring finger protein 26 (gene rnf26). Gene Ontology annotation, molecular function: ubiquitin protein ligase activity. Lineage: Eukaryota; Metazoa; Chordata; Actinopteri; Cypriniformes; Nemacheilidae. The transcript has a single exon. The record is from RefSeq and is a predicted model, not a curated record. The coding region runs from base 602 to 1915 and encodes 437 amino acids. Gene Ontology annotation, biological process: ubiquitin-dependent protein catabolic process; protein ubiquitination.
CAUUUUUGUGUUUUGUUGUGAGGCGGAAGCAACGGACUAAAACAGCUAGAGAGAAGCACGGCAUUUUAUUCAAAUAAUAACCGCAAGAAACAUUUUUUCUUUGCCUUGGAGCUUCAGCAAACAACGUGACAGCUCGGCUAACACAAUAUACAAAGAAUGAAUGGCUACAGCGCUGUUCUUGGACUUUAAACAUUAGCAAUAAGUGAACAUGCACGCUUUCUGUUUUCAAACGUAAACAUCCGCUGAACAGUUCAUGGCCAUGUGUGAGGAGCUACUCUGCUAUGCUAACCGUGUUUGAAAUCUAUUUUGUCUUUCGACACCAUAAGGAGUGCUUUUCUCAGCGAAAGCUCAGCUAUAAUACGACUCGACGGGACAUUUUCAGCGGUUUUCUAAGACGUCACGUUAACGUUACUUGUGAUGCGAAUGGGGUUGAUGUUAGCUAGCUAUGCUAGCAAUCCUGUUUGUUUCAGAUCGGUAACUACAAAACAUGUUAUCGUUUUUGUUUUGUAGUGGGAGAGCAACAUUAAAACCACAAAUCAUAUAUUCAAAUUCAGUCAACUAAGGUGAUACCGAGAACAUUGCACAAGAGGGAAUCCUUAUUAUGGGUCUGUUGCACUUUGUUUUUAGUACAAUUGGGAAAUGCACGGAUAUCAUUGGCCUCCUUCUGGAUUUAAACUUUGUGAUUGUCAGCUCAAUAAUUCAGCUGUUGGUGGCAGUGAUCUCUUUUGUCAAUAGUUUACCCAUGCUACUCACAAAUUCUGUGUUGGAGUGCUGGAAUAUCACUCUAUUUUGCAUAAUCACAAUGAGGGACGGGGUGACUGUUGUGACACACAACAUGGUUGGAGGCUGGUCGCAGUUAAUCGGAGGUGCACUGGAAAGCUUCAAGAUGGUCGGAUACCUGUCUUCGCAUUUAUUGUUUAGGACCAAAGAGCUUCUCCAUCGUGGACUUCUGUCGGGACAUGGCUUGCUACGGCAGGCCUGGGAGGGUUGUGGCAUCGUGUUCAGCCUGUUGCUGUACUUCAUCAACACAAUCAUCAACCUCCUUCUCAUUGGAACACAAAAUUUAUAUGCUGUGCUGGUCAGCAUGGUGGAAGCUGUAUCCUGCCCUUUGCAGAAAGCUGUUGAGUUGACAUUGACUGUGCUUACUUUUCUGUACAGUACUCUUGUGGGCACCUCCAUCCUUUUGUGGACACCAUGCAGACUGGCCAUGGAGUUCCUGGGGUCCGUGUGCCAUGUCUUUGUCAGCGUGUUUCUGCUCAACUCUUACGGGCUGUUGCUCACCCUGGUCAUCAUUGCGAGCGCCACUGUCUACCUGAAUCCUUUACUCGCUCGACAAGGAGCUUUGCAUGUUGUCAAUUACAUUAACACAGUACCCAUCCUUCAGCGACUCCGUUGGACAGUGCACCGUCUCAGAGUGCUUGAGAGGAACGUGUGGCGGCGACUUGCCUGGCAUCGCAGUCGGAUAAGCCUCUGGGGGGUGGCUGCACGAAGAGAAGCUGGCAUGGCUGUGGACAGGGAGGGUGGACAACCAGAGCCUCACCAAGAGCAGCGAGAACCUCAAGCUGGGGGAGACCAGGCGGCGGAGGAUGCACCCCAAGAUGUCCAGCAAGUGGAUGAACCUCUCGACCUUCCUCUCCCCAGUUCCAGUACUCACAGGCCCCUGCGGAAUUGUCUCUCUGAGGAGAGUUGCAAAGGCCCUCCGACUGAAAACCUACUGACGCUUUUACAGGAGCAGGAGGAGAGGAAGAAAUGUGUUAUUUGUCAGGACAGCACUAAGACUGUUGUGCUGCUACCUUGUCGUCACUUGUGCUUGUGUAGAGUCUGCACCAACAUUUUGCUGACCCAACCCAUCUACCAACACAACUGCCCUCUUUGUCGCCACAUGAUACUACAGACCAUGGACGUGUAUAUCUGAUGGACUUGUUUACUAGUCUGUUUUUGUCUCAGGUUUUUUGAGCAGCACUGCUCUUGAUGGAGAAGUUUUUUUCUGUCAAAAUCUAUUUUUUUUCUUCAUUCCACUAAUGACUUAUCUCUACUAUUGAUUGUGUAUAGAUUAAAUAUGCUUUUAUAGAUUCAGAUAUGAUUGUGAUGUUGAGGCUGACAACUUUGACAGUGGUUUAUGUUUUUAUACUCGCUGUCAUUUCUCAUAAUCCGCUUUUGUAUCAACACUAUUUUUGUCAUAUGGUCUGAAAUGCUGUGCAUAUUACAUGAAUGUAAGGUUUGUAUUAAACAAACGCUGGUAUAGUUGUGAAAGUUUUUGUGCAAUAUGGUCUGAAAUGCUGUGCAUACUUUCGGUUUGGGAGAACAUUUGUAUGCUACAAUAGAUAGAAAUGUACAAUCCUUAAAUAAUCCUUACAAAAUGAAUUGUAUGCUUCAAUCUUUCCUAACUGUACAAAGGUUUAAUGGAAACAACAUACUGAUUGGUUAUAAUUUCUGAGAAUUGUAUGUGCAUUUUGCUUUUCCUUCCUUGUAAUCAUUCCACUAAAACUGUUUUGUACACUUAUUGUGACUGUAUGAGUCCUGCUACAACAUCCUCAGACGCCAUUGUACAAUCUGGUAAUGUGUUAGCAAUUUGUGCUCUUUUUGUCAUUUAUUAUUGAACAGCAUUUAGGUUUUUUAAUGGCUCUCUUAACUGCUGAAAUGGUAUUGAUCAGCACAGUUUGAAAUAGAAAUUCUGUUCAUUUUUUUCUUUCAAGGGAUGGUAAUUCAAUUCUUAUCCUGGCUGAUUCCCACAUGAGUGCUGUUUGGUAAAGAACACAGUGUCAGAAAGGCUUUUAGCUCGGCUUAGUUCAGUGAGUGUUGUUACAACUCACUAAUUUGGAAAAAUCUUGUUUGUUAUCUGUGCAUUAGAGACACAAGGUAAAGCUUUGGUCGUUCAUCUUAUUUGGUCUUGUCUGAUACUCCAGUCUGUUUUAUCACAAUAGCUUUGAUCCACAAUUGUAUUCAGAAAGGCACAAAAUGCGUAAAACAAUCAGGUACAUUUAAAAGAGAAAAAACAUUUGCAGAUCCCAUUCGUUCUAAUACUCUUUUCACAAUACUGUCCUUUCAAAAGAAGUGAAGAAUAUUUUUUGUACAAGACUGGAUAAAGUUCCUGAUCAUCUUUGUCAGUGUGAGUAAUGGUAUUGGUUAAGAUGUGCCAACCCAUGGUUGGUUAUACUGUCUGUUUGUUUUAUGAUGGUUUUCAUUAUGUAUAUUAAGCCCAGACUUAUUAGUAUUCUUGUACUACGGACAUGUAUUUUAUAGGAAGGUCUCCAGUCACAGUGUUUGUAGGUACAGAUGAUGUCUGUCUCUUCAGCUGAAUAAUAGCAAAGCUAUUUUCAUUGACAAACAAUAAACAGUAUUUGACUGCUGUU